AUGGAAGCUGACGAUGAUAGCCGCAGUCAGGCUAUCCUGAUCGUCACAGCGGUUUUUCUCGCCAUCUCGCUCAUUGCCGUUAUCCUUAGAAUAUUUGUUCGGACUCGCGUGGUCAAGGCAUUCGGCAAGGAUGAUGUCUUUAUGUUAUUGGCCAUGGUUCUCAACAUGGCCUUCGCCAUUUGUGGAUUCCUCGGAGUGAAAUACGGAAUGGGACGGAGAUUGGUUCACUUUGUAGGAAGGGAGGAUGAUUUCCAUAAGGCCCUGCUGUGUUGGUGGCUAGGCCAAAUCUUCUAUGUCAUUACCUGUGUCGUCGCCAAGAUAUCCAUUAUCAUCACUCUUUUGCGCAUCACCGUGGAUCGCGUCCACGCUUACAUUCUUUACGCCGCUAUCACACUUGCCACCGCUGUUGGCUUAAUCUUCUUUUUCUUCACUAUCUUCCAGUGCAGUCCGGUCGAGUUUUUCUGGAACCGACUCACCGAAACCGGCACCUGUAUCAGCACCGACCUCCUCAUCGACAUCGCAUACCUGUAUAGUGUCGGCGCGGCCGUCACCGACCUCACUAUUGGCCUCCUCCCAGUGGCACUAAUCUGGAAUCUCCGCAUGAAUCAGCGCACCAAGGCCGCUAUUGUCGGCAUCUUAGGAGUCGGCUGCAUUGCGAGCGCCGCCGUGAUCAUUCGCAUUCCUUUCGUCAAAAACUACAAAAGCACCGAAUUUCUGUAUAAUACCUACCAAAUCUCCAUCUGGUCAAACGUCGAAGCAGGCCUAGGCAUUACAGCCGGAUGUCUCACCACCCUACGCCCCCUAGUCCGAUUCCUCCGCGAUGGCUCCUCCGGCUCCCGCAGCCGCAACAAUCGCACUCCCGCUCCAGGAUCUUUUCCCCUAUCCAGCAAUGUGGCGCAGAAGUUCCACCGCUCCUCGCGAUCAAGGCACGACGUUGAGGAAGGGCAUCUUUGGACUGGUACAGAUCAAGAUGACUACCAUGGUAUCACGACUACUAUCAUGGGGACCCAGCGUCCGCAUCCCAGAAGUAGUAGUGAGGAGGAUUUAAAUCCGCUGAGUACUGGGUGGAAGGUUGAGCGAUCCGUUCGGGUGUCCGUGCGCGAUGAAUGA
Messenger RNA from Penicillium pulvis, 1110 nucleotides. Its product is annotated as putative integral membrane protein. The transcript has 4 exons. Lineage: Eukaryota; Fungi; Ascomycota; Eurotiomycetes; Eurotiales; Aspergillaceae. The record is from RefSeq and is a predicted model, not a curated record. The coding region runs from base 1 to 1110 and encodes 369 amino acids.